GGUAAGUUGCCACGUCAGCAGACCACGUCAGCAGGCUACGUCAGUACGUCAGCAGGCCACGUCAGCAGGCUACGUCAGCAGGACACGUCAGCAUUGCCAUGUCAGCAGCAAGGGAUACCACAUCAGCAGGCACCGGUCUGGUCUAUGUUGUUGUGUUCACAGACAGCAGUCAUGGACCAGAAGGUCGGGGAAACAGACGAGGCCUAUCAGGCCCGCAUCUUAGCCUGGAGUACCGAGACAAAGAAGCGGGCAGAUGACGCUGCCGCAGCAGCAAAGAAAAGGGCAGAGGAUGCCGAGCAGGCACGUCUACUGGCGGUUGAACAACAGCGCCAGCAUGACGAGGCAUCAGCAAGGGCUGCCGAUGAAGAAAGAACACAGCGUCGUGAGAAGAUACUCACCGGAGAGCGGGCGUUAGUUACCAUGGCAGCAGAAUGGCGAAGCGAGGCCGAGAAUAGCCAAUUAGAGGAUAGCGCAAACAAGAUAGCGCUCCUCCUCUCGCAUCUCACGGAUCUCCUGGCAACCUGCAUUACACAGCAGGCGGAGAUCCUUGGUCUCGACAACUCGGUAGCUCAUCUCCAAGACCGCCUCCAGCGGUUGGAGCAGCGACCAGUCGCCGCCGCCGGCACAGGCUCUUCCAAUACUGUCGACCGCCUCACCUCAUUGGAGAUGCACGUCGGCUCCCUCCAGGACGGCGCACAGUUACAGCAGACCGCGACGCAACAGUUGCAGCAGCGGAUCUGCACUACCGCCACCACCUCGAGUCCGGAGCCGCACGAGACAGCUCCUAAGUUCGAUGGGCAGGAGAUCUUGUGCGACUCAAUCAAGACGGAUCCAAUUCCAUGGUUUCGCAAGUUCGAGCUCACGCUGCAGCUCCACAACGUCAAGGAAUACAAGCAUCACGCAUACUUGUACUCUCGCUCAGGGGGCGCGUUGGACAACCUGUUGUCCAAGUACGGAGUGGUAGCUAACGACUUGCACACCAAGAUCACCUGGGAUGAUCUGAAGGCGGCGUGGCACAAGCGGUUCCAGGUGGAGCCGCCAGAGAUCAAAGUCAUGGGCAAGCUCAUGGUCUUCGAGCAAGGCACGCUGCCGAUGCGGAUCACACGGUCAACUUCCAUAGGCGGAAUCUUAGCGUUCGCGACGUUCGUGCUGGUCUACUUAGACGAUAUUCUCCUCUAUAGUCGGACAUUGGAGGAUCAUCUUGGACAUCUUCGACGAGUAUUGGAGACGCUCCGCCGUGCCAAGUACAAGGCCAACCGCGAUAAGUGCGAAUUUGUCCGGCAAGAGCUGGAAUACUUGGGCCAUUUUGUUACACCGGAGGGCAUCAGUCCGCUAUCAAACAAGAUUCAGGUCGUCCAGGAGUGGCCGGAGCCUCGGAACGUCACAGAUGUCCGCUCGUUCCUCAGUCUUACCGACUACUAUCAGCGCUUCAUCAAAGGUUACUCCAAGAUCGCGGCCCACUUGAACAAGCUUCAGUGCAAGGAUCAACCGUUUGACUUCGGAGAGGAGGAGCGAGGAUCAUUCUUCGCUCUCAAAGUCGCGCUGUUGUCUGCGGAGGUCUUGCGGAUAUACGACCCACUCGCGCCUACACGUGUCACUACGGAUGUGUCAGGCUAUGGCAUUGGUGCAGUCCUCGAGCAACAUGAUGGUGUGGAUUGGCACCCGGUCGAAUACUUCAGCAAGAAAGUGCCUCUUGUGCAUUCCAUUGACGAUGCACGCAAAAAGGAGCUCCUCGCCUUCGUCCACGCGCUCAAGCGGUGGCGGCACUUCCUCCUUGGUCAAAGACAGUUUCGAUGGGUAUCGGACAACAAUCUGUUGGUCUUCUACAAGACCCAAGACACCGUCAACAGCACCAUCGCUCGAUGGAUGGCUUUCAUCGACCAGUUCGACUUCUUUCCCGAUCACAUUCCCGGGAAGUCGAAACGUUUUGCGGAUGCUCUCUCACGGCGUACGGAUCAUUGUACCGCAGUCUACUCGACCUUCGAGAUUGACGACGACCUGCGGAACAACUUCAUCCGCGGUUACCAAGUCGACCCCGAGUUUCGCGACAAGUACGCGAAUUGCUCCUCUCCUAAUCCGACUCCUUCUCACUACCGGAUCCAAGAGGGGUACUUGCUUGUCCACAUGCGGGGGAAGGACCUUCUUUGCGUACCUAGUGAUCCGCACUUGCAUACUCGGCUUCUUGCGAUUGUCAUGGACAUCACCGGCCCGUUCCCCAAGCACAAGACCGGAGUGGAUGGGAUUCUCACGGUGGUCGACCGACUCACCAAGUUGGCCAUGUUUUUGCCUUGUUGCUAUCAUGCCAAGGCACCGGAGUUGGUCGAGGUUCUGUAUGCUGGUUGGAUUCGCACCAAGGGUUACCCCAAGGAGAUCGUCUGCGACUGCCACACUCGGUUCAUGUCCGAUUUUUGGUUGGCGCUCAUCAAGCGAUGGGGCUCAUCUCACAAGCCCAGUUCAGCUCGCCACCCUCAGAACGAUGGCCAGACGGAGAGGGCGCAUCAGACCACACAGGUUCUCCUUCGCACUCUCAUCCGCCCCGACCAGAAAGACUGGGUUGAGCGACUGUCGGACGUUGAGUUGGCCUACAACUCUUCCAUCCACCCGGCUAUUGGGAUAUCGCCCUUCGAGUUCGAGCACGGCUCGCCGGUCAUGUCACCGUUGGACACGAUUACUGCACGCACGGCCGAGAGCGACGACCAUCUUCUCUUCUUGCGUCGGAUGCAAGAGCUUCUUGUCAAGGCACGUGACCAGAUGGCUAAGACGCAGCAGCGCAUGAGACAUCAGGCAAAUCGCUAGCGUCUUCCUUGCCCAUUCCGCGCCGGGGACCUCGUCUGGGUUUCAGCAGCGGAAUUCAGCCUUGAAC
Messenger RNA from Chara braunii, 2863 nucleotides. The record is from the annotation of a GenBank genome assembly. Lineage: Eukaryota; Viridiplantae; Streptophyta; Charophyceae; Charales; Characeae.